GGUUCGAAGCUUUUCUCCUUGACAAAAAAUGAAGAUUUCUCUCUUCCUUCUCUCUGUACUCAUUCUCUUACCCGUUUCGCUUCAGGAUCCGAGUCCUGAAGUCAAGAAACCGACUCGUGCUCACGCAGAGCUCACGAACCAUGGGUUCCCAAUUGGGCUUCUCCCUUUAUCUGUCAAAGAUUACUUCCUCAACCAAACCUCCGGCGACUUCUCUCUUUUCCUCCAUGGAACAUGCAAAAUCACGCUUCCUCCUGAUAACUACAUCGCUACUUAUUCGAACAAAGUAACGGGUCGGAUCUCUCAGGGUAAGAUCGCGGAGCUCCAAGGGAUUCGGGUUCGGGCGUUUUUCAAGUCGUGGUCUAUCACUGGGAUUCGAUCUUCUGGAGAUAAUCUUGUCUUUGAGGUUGCUGGGAUAACUGCUAAAUACCCUUCGAAGAAUUUCGAUGAGAGUCUUGAUUGUGAAGGGAAACGAUCUUCUUCUUGAUUUCAAUUGGGAAAAAAAGGAAGAUUGCGAAGGCAGGAGCAAUAAGUGAAAAAUGGUUUGUAAUAUAUUUAUCUCCAUCCGAUAAAACAAAGCUUGUAAUGUAAAAUCGCAAUUGAACCACGACUGUAUUCUCUGCAAACUAAGGGUUUCAUGGAGGCUUGUAAGUUGUCAAUCAAAUAUGGGUUGAAAU
Arabidopsis arenosa is the source of this 674-nucleotide messenger RNA. The record is from the annotation of a GenBank genome assembly. Lineage: Eukaryota; Viridiplantae; Streptophyta; Magnoliopsida; Brassicales; Brassicaceae.